Plasmodium vivax (malaria parasite P. vivax) is the source of this 1125-nucleotide messenger RNA. RefSeq lists its product as hypothetical. The record is from RefSeq and is a predicted model, not a curated record. The transcript has a single exon. Bases 1 to 1125 code for a protein of 374 amino acids. NCBI's taxonomy places the organism in Eukaryota, Apicomplexa, Aconoidasida, Haemosporida, Plasmodiidae.
AUGAAAGGGACGUGCGACUUUUCGAGGGCGCCCCUGAAUGUGUCUUGCAGUGAGAAUGAGAUAGUGGCUUUGCCGGGCGGGGAGGGCGCCAUGGUAAGCGGCACCACCGGGAGCACCGCUAACGAUGAACGCGCGCGGCACUGCGUGCAGUUCACGAAAGGAUUCGACGUGCUGACCUUCGUUUGUCCCAAGAGGAGCAGCGAGGACUACAGCGGAGUGGAGAUCAGACCGAUGAGCUGCUUCGAAACAGUCCGACGGACAGACGGAACCAACCAGCAGUUGAGUGAAGUGCUAAAAGGGGUGCAGCUGGAAAAUAGGGACACAGACUUGUUAAGCAUCAGGAGGGUUUUUAUCCCACCGACCAUUUACCAGAAUUUUAUUUUUGAAUGCUCAUGCGAUAAUAGCUUGACGUUUUGGAAGAACAAGAUGGGGGCCAGGGGCAUCAUGCGCGUUCACCUGAGGAGGAACAUCCUUUUUGGCUGCGACUUUGACCACACAGGGGGGGUGGAAUAUACAGGAGGUCUGGGGGGGGAGCUGCCCAUGGCAGAUGAAGCUAGUGUAGGGUCGGCAUACGAUAGGUCAGCUGGCGGAGGGUCGGCAGAGGAUAGGUCGGCUGGCGGGGGGUCCGCCGACGAUUGGGCCUUCUGGCGGAACGCUGGCCCAAGUGCAGAGGAACUCGCGGAGAAGAACAAAACGGCCUUCACAAAUUUCUACCCCCCCGGGGAAGUGAGCCUCGCCAAGGAGAAGGGCCUCGUGUGCGACGUGAAGAUAACGAAGAGGGAAGUGUACCUGGGGCUGGUGUGCCCCCCCGGCUAUGAGAUGUACCCGAGCAAUUGUUUCGAGAGGGUGCUACAGAAAGAUGGCAGCAUCGUAAGGGUGAGCGAGUUGCUCAAACACGACGUUUCGUUUCAUGCGGACGGCAACAGGAGGAUGUCCUUUGCCACGUUUACUCUUAACAGGAAUGAAAACCCCCAGGGGUUUUCCUGCAUGUGCCUUAACGUGCAGGCCCCCGAGGCGCCGCCCCUGCAGGCCAAUUUCGCUUUCCACAACUACGAGUCCGCCGGCGUUCGCUUCGGUUUGCCCUGCGCCUUGGUCGCGCUCGUCCUGCUGGCGCUCUGCCUGUGA